AUGGCCAGUAAGGGCCCCCAGGCCGCCUUCGUGGAAGAAUUUGACGAAGAUUCCAACGCUACUCUACCCGGCACUAGGUUGUCAGCAAACAUUGCUCCCAACAGUGCUGUCAAACUCUCGAGGUUGGAUCCUAGAAACCCGGAGCCGCUGAUCGACGGCGCCAGUGACUCAGGUUAUUCUAGUCGCACCGCCGCCACCGUCAACAGCACCCAAUCUGGCCCGUCAGGCGGAAAAAGUCCCCCGGCCCCUCUUAAGCUGGACAACCCCAAACGUGCCGACCUCUCCAGAAAAAGUUCCACCAGAGAACGCAGAGACAAGGAACGAUCCAGGCCUUCGCACGACGAGAAGAUGGUAGGUGCCUACGCGGGCACUGCCCAUCAUGCUCACGUGCAUCGGUCAGCGUCCAAGUCUCAACGACGAGACCCCGGCCACGCUCGCCAGUACCACCACGAUAACUACUACGAUUACCACGGCUACCAACCCUCCGCUCCCGUUGACACUCGUCCCGGUGAGUAUCCCUUCUACCAACAACGCCCUCCCGUGCCGGACUUCUCAUCCUCCCCGCACGCCCCUCGAUACGGCGCCGUCGAAAGCAUCCACGUCAGCAACCCCGGUCGAUCCAACCGCUCCCAUUCAUAUCACACCUACCACAACAGUCGCCCCAUGAGCUUCCACGGUAUGCCACCAGGCAUGGGAUCCGGUAUGAACUCGGGUGUGGCAUCUCCGAUGUACAGCCAGUCGUCCAUGCACGGAUACGACUAUGGUCCCCCACCAUCCAACUCGGCCUACAUGCAGAACCAGUACUCAUCCUCUCCAUACGGACAAUCCACCUACUACGCUCCCUCGGAAUAUGGUGCCCCAUCGGAAUACCCCCGUGAGCGGUCUCUCUCCCGAGAACCAGGGCGGCAUCGAUCCAACUCUGUCUAUGGGCCCCCACCGCCCCCACCAAUGGACUCCGGAGCAUACUCUCCAUGGUAUGAGGAGGACCAGCCUCUGGAGCGAUAUCCCUCGCGAGAGGUCCGUGGCCGUCCUUCCAUCAGCCAACAGGACCCAGAUGAGGAUUAUUACCGCGGAAGCAUGGCUCCCCCACCGCCACCAAUGCCCAAGCCCAAGCUCAGGUCAACCCCACAGGUUCACCAGGUCAAACGUGUGCUCGAACGACCCGAACCACGGAAAGUGCACACCAGCACCGCUGCCGUCCCGUCCCAACGCCGUGCGUCCAGAAACCUGGACCGGGACAGAGGCGCGGAUCGUGAGUAUGACCGAAUGGAUCUGGCAGAGUUGAAGGACUCCCUCCCCGUAGUUUCCGACCGGGAUCGUGGAAACCGUCGCAUUUCCAGGGAUGCUCCGCCCGAGAGAACCCAGAGCAUGCGGGCCCCGCACCGGUCUACGAGCUACGCGGCUGAGCGUGGAUCUGCCCAGGUGGCCGUGGCCAGCUCCCGGCGACGGAAGCCAACCGAAUACUACUACGAACCAUCCAGCGUCGCAGAUGACCUUGAGGAUCGCGAACUUGCCGCUGAAAACUACCAAGCUGCACGGUCCGGCCGAGCAUCGACUGCCGCCCUGCCUCUCUCGCAAGAGGUUCUGCCCCCGAGUAAGCCAUCCAACCGAAAUGGGAGCGAUAGCGGCAGUCAGAAGAGCCGGUCGAACAGCAGCCGUGGCAGCGGUACAGGUUCACGAACAGAAGAAGACAAGAACAUGACCUUGACAAUGAACGGAUUGAAAAUCGGAUUUACUCAGGAAGCAGUUGCAGGCAAGUCCAUCAACAUUCGUACUGGGGAAACCGGGGGCGUCCGAUUGAACAUCGGAGGUGGUCCUCGGCAGCCCAGGCAGUAUGUCCAUGGCUCUGGCUCUGAUUAUACGGGUGGUGCUAGCCGCCAUCGGGAGAUCGAAGAUGUUCGACGCACUCGCGAAGACCGCCGACUGGAACGUGGCUCACGCCGCGACAGCCAGUCAGCCUACGCAGGUGGAGGUCGUUACCACCAUUGA
This is a messenger RNA of Penicillium brevicompactum, 1989 nucleotides long. RefSeq lists its product as uncharacterized. The transcript has a single exon. NCBI's taxonomy places the organism in Eukaryota, Fungi, Ascomycota, Eurotiomycetes, Eurotiales, Aspergillaceae. The record is from RefSeq and is a predicted model, not a curated record. The coding region runs from base 1 to 1989 and encodes 662 amino acids.